GAACAAAUCGCACCAGAGUAAUACCGUGACGGCACGGCAUAGCCAGAGUCUGACAGACUAAAAUCAAUCUCUCGGUGGGAGGAGUGGACGACAAACACUUACUCCACUUCUCUCUCAGUCCGCUUCGUCUCUCUACUCUUCGUUGGCCUGCCUAACAGCUUCUCUCAUACUUCUCCAUGGGAAUAAUCAAUCUCAUGCGUUGAGUAAGCCACCCAAACUCCAGUAUUUCCGAGAACGAGAAAUGGCGGAACAAAUUGUAGCAGCCCCACCAGUAGUUUCUUUUGAUUAUGAAUUAUAUGAAGGAGACCCUGAUCAUCUUAUAACUGUUGUUGCUACGCCGAACCUGGCUCGCCCAUGGAUUGAUCCUGCAUCAUUGAAACUUAAGCAUAGGAUUGGUCGUGGAUCCUUUGGUGAUGUUUGGUUAGCAACACAUCAUCAAUCAGGUGAUGAUUUUCAUCAGAGUCUUGAAGUGGCUGUUAAGAUGUUACCUCCCAUAAAAGAGGAUCAGAUUGAAAAAAUUUUGAGAAAAUUUGAGGAGUUAUUUGUGGAGAUCAAACAAUUCCAAAGUGUUUGUUGGUUGCAUGGUAUCACAAUUAUGUCUGGAAAGAUCUGCAUAGCUACCAAAUUCUAUGAGGGAUCAUUAGGUGAUCGAAUGGCUAGACUGAAAGGAGGAAAGCUUUCAUUACCUGAUGUUUUGAGGUAUGGAAUUGAGUUGGCUAAAGGAAUUCGAGAGUUGCAUUCAAUAGGAGUCCUGGUGCUGAAUCUUAAGCCAACUAAUUUCCUCCUUAAUGAUCAUGACCAAGUGAUCCUGGGAGAUUUUGGGAUUCCAUAUCUACUUCUGGGGACACCACUGCGCGAUUCAGAUAUGGCUUUUAGGCUUGGGACCCCAAACUACAUGGCUCCAGAACAAUGGGAACCUGAAGUAAGAGGCCCAAUAACCUUUGAGACUGAUACUUGGGGUUUUGGGUGUAGCAUUGUGGAGAUGCUGACUGGUGCCCAGCCUUGGUUUGGGAAAUCAGUUGAGGAAAUAUAUCAAUGUGUCGUGAUAAACCAAGAAAAACCACAGCUUCCAAGUGGCCUGCCGCCUGCAGUUCAGAAUGUUAUCAAUGGCUGUUUUGAGUAUGAUCUUCGGAAUCGUCCUUUACCAGCAGAUAUUCUCCAUGCAUUUGAAAGCUCAAAAAAUGCUGUUUGUAAUGAUGGAGAAUGGAUUGGUCUAGGGAGCAGAAUAUUGAUAGACAAAUCAAACAGCGGUGGCUAUUCCACCUGGUUUCUCUCAAAAGACCAUCUCCAAGUGGCUGAUACAGUUAGGUCAAGGAAGGCCCUAAACUCUUGCAGACCAGAAACCAUGGCUGUGACAGAAGGAACUGUGGUUGGGUUGGAGAAGGAUACGGAUCGAAAUGGAUUUGUUCUGGUGCGAAUCCAUGAAAUGCACAAUCCUCGAAGUGUUAACAUUUCGAGUCUAGAGAGGGUCACAUGUGGGUUGGCAGCUGGUGAUUGGGUGCGCUUAAUGGAGAACAGCAAGAAGCACUCGUCUGUUGGUAUUCUACACUCCAUACAACGUGAUGGAAGAGUUGCUGUUGGUUUUUUAGGGCUAGAGACUCUCUGGAAAGGACAUUCUUCUGACCUCCAAAUGGCGGAGCCAUAUUAUGUUGGUCAAUUUGUGAGGUUGAAGGAACAUGUCUUCACUCCCCGGUUCGAUUGGCCUUGUAAAAGAGGUGGGGCAUGGGCCACGGGGAGGAUUUCUCAAAUACUCCCAAAUGGAUGCCUUGUUGUGAGAUUCCCAGGGAGGUUUGUGUUUGGAGAUGUAUCCAAUAGCUUCUUGGCAGAUCCAGCUGAAGUGGAGAGUGUAUCUUUCGACACUUGUCCUGGGGUGGUGGAAAAGUACCAACAUAUUGAGGAUUUUCAUUGGGCUGUGCGGCCAUUAGUAAUUACAUUCAGCUUAUUUACAGCAUUAAAGCUUGGUCUUUUUGUCAGGAAAAAUGUGGGUGCAACACUUAAGAAGGGCCGCAGAAAUCCUCAGGUGCAUGUUGAUGGUCAUGCUCGAGAUGGCCCGACUGGUGGCAAUUCAUCAGCAUGGCUUCCAUCACCUGUUGCUAAUAUCCUCUUCGGAGAAGGUGCUCCCACUACUGCUGCUGCUAGAUAAUCGACCAAACCCACAAGAAGACCAACAUACAUAGUAAUACCGAGGAUCCACAACUACUAUGAAAUGACUGCUUAAUUCUGUAAUGCUGAAAAUGAUGAACUUCCUAUGACAAAUAUGUAAAUACUACAGGUUUUUAUAAGGAUGUGUGAUUAUAUUUACAUGCUCUUUCUGAAAGUGAGUAUUUACUUGUU
Molecule: messenger RNA, 2334 nt
Organism: Ilex paraguariensis (yerba mate)
Lineage: Eukaryota; Viridiplantae; Streptophyta; Magnoliopsida; Aquifoliales; Aquifoliaceae
Source: the annotation of a GenBank genome assembly